Ilyonectria robusta is the source of this 774-nucleotide messenger RNA. Its product is annotated as 15-hydroxyprostaglandin dehydrogenase. The transcript is spliced from 7 exons. Lineage: Eukaryota; Fungi; Ascomycota; Sordariomycetes; Hypocreales; Nectriaceae. Gene Ontology annotation, molecular function: oxidoreductase activity, acting on the CH-OH group of donors, NAD or NADP as acceptor. Bases 1 to 774 code for a protein of 257 amino acids. The record is from RefSeq and is a predicted model, not a curated record. Gene Ontology annotation, cellular component: cytoplasm.
AUGAGUCUCAAGCGUGUCGCCAUUGUUACUGGGGCUUCAUCAGGUAUGGGCGAGGCCCUAUCAGAGGACCUGGUGCAGAGAGGAUGGAUUGUUGCAAUGGCGGAUAUCCAACCCAAUGUAGAUCUGGCCUCCAAGCUGGGCGAGAGCGCGAGUUUCCAUACAUGUGAUGUCUCCGACUAUGAUAGCCAGGCCAAAUGCUUUCAAGAAGUAUGGGAUAUAUACGGGCGGUUAGAUGCGCUUUGCGCCAAUGCUGGGAUCGUUGAUAAGAGCUCAAUCUACAUUUUGGAUCACAGAGAUUCCGAUAAGAUUCCUCCAAAGCCCGAUUUGCUUUGCACAGAUGUAGACUACAAGGGCGUGGUGUAUGGCACCCAGCUGGCUAUCCAUUUCAUGAGGAAAAAUAAGACACCGGGGGGUAGUAUUGUAUACAACUUUGUUCGCGCCACAUCUAGAAUACUAAAAAUUAAGGAGAAUAUCCGGAUCAACUGCAUCCUGCCAGGGAUUGUGGCUACCAAGAUCAUCCCUCCGGAGAUGGUGGCCGCAGUAUUGCCUGAAUGUAUGACACCUAUUGCCACCAUAGUGGCCGCCUACAACAAAUGUCUUGAAGACCACUCGCUCUCAGGCGAAGCCAUCGAGUGCUCUGUGGAUAAGCUCCUCCUUGUCCCCAGGCCGGAGUAUCAGAAUGGCCGGGUUUCUAAACGCGCUGUCACCGUAUGGGAUCCGCUCUUCAAGAUGUAUCACCAUGAGCUUUCCCAGCUGCCAGACGCCAUCGCUUGA